Molecule: messenger RNA, 1499 nt
Organism: Pezoporus flaviventris
Lineage: Eukaryota; Metazoa; Chordata; Aves; Psittaciformes; Psittacidae
Gene: ENPP5
Product: ectonucleotide pyrophosphatase/phosphodiesterase family member 5
Exons: 3
Coding region: 22-1455 (477 amino acids)
Source: RefSeq, a predicted model, not a curated record
UAAACAGGUUAACGCAAACAAAUGUUCUGUCUCUGCUCAACAGAUGCCGUGUUGCUUCCGAAGAAGGGACGAAUACCUUUCGGAAUAGCCAUGAACUGUUUAUGGAGAGUCCUGGCAAUUUUCUUAUCAUUUCUUCCAAGCACAUUGUCUCUCCAGCCAGCCCAGGCCAAAGUGUUGCUGGUAUCUUUUGAUGGAUUUCGAUGGGAUUACAUCUGUAAAGCCUCAACUCCCAAUUUUCAUUAUGCCAUGGAGAAUGGUGUUCAUGUCAAACAGGUCACUAACGUGUUUAUAACGAAAACGUAUCCUAAUCAUUACACAAUGGUGACUGGUCUCUAUGCAGAAAGCCACGGUGUAGUUGCUAAUGAGAUGUAUGAUCCUAUUCUGAAUGAAACUUUCUCUUUGAGCAGAAUGGCUGUCUAUAACUCCAAGUUCUGGGAAGAAGCCACACCAAUAUGGAUAACAAACCAGAGGGAAGGACAUAAAACUGGCGCAGCCAUGUGGCCUGGAACAGAUGUGAAAAUACAUGGAGUCUUUCCUACGUAUUAUAUGCCCUACAACUAUUUUGUCUCCUUUGAAGAUAGAGUUGCUAGGCUUAUUGACUGGUUUACAUCAGAAGAGCCCAUAAACUUUGGUCUCCUGUACUGGGAACAGCCUGAUGAGAUGGGCCAUAUUCUGGGUCCAGAAAACCCACUUAUGGGGCCUGUAAUUAGUGAUAUUGACAAAAAGCUGGGAUAUCUUCUGUCCGAACUGAAGAAAGCAAAGCUAUGGGAUGUGGUAAAUGUCAUAAUUACAAGCGAUCAUGGAAUGUCAGAGUCUUCCUCAGAAAGGCUCAUUGAGCUUGAUCAGUAUGUGAAUAGAGAGCUCUAUAAAAUCUUUGAGAAUUCUCCUGUGGUAGCUAUUUUGCCAAAAGAAGGCAAACUGGAUGAAGUAUAUGAAGCUUUGGCCAAUGCUCAUCCCAACAUGACUGUAUAUAAAAAGGAGCAGAUUCCAGAUAGAUUACAUUACAAACACAACAGGAGAAUUCAGCCAAUCUUAGCAGUGGCUGAUAAAGGAUGGGAAAUUGUGUAUAAUAAGUUUGAUGUUAUUCAAUCUGGUAAUCAUGGAUAUGACAACAUGUUACCAGAAAUGCAUCCCAUUUUUUUGGCAUUUGGGCCUGCUUUCAGAAAGAAUGCCACUAAAGAAGUAAUGAAUUCUACAGACCUGUAUCCUUUAUUGUGCCAUCUGCUUGGUAUUAACCCGCUGCCACACAAUGGCUCAUUCAACGCUGUGAAAGACAUACUUGCUGAAGAAGUUCCCUUUGGAGCAGACACCUAUGCUACUGUUCUAGGAGUCUUUCUAGGCAGCUUUCUUGUUAUGGUUUUUAUUGCAAUUUUUGUUAAGCAUUUUAUCUUCAUCCAAGCAAACACCAUGCAAAUGAAACAUACUGAAGCUGCCCAACCACUGUUGCAAGAUUAGUAACACAUGGUACUAUUUCCUGUUUGAUGCUUAAUGUAAGCUUA